Molecule: messenger RNA, 4365 nt
Organism: Funneliformis caledonium
Lineage: Eukaryota; Fungi; Glomeromycota; Glomeromycetes; Glomerales; Glomeraceae
Source: the annotation of a GenBank genome assembly
AUGUCUCUGGAUGAUAUUAGAGAAAGAGUUCUUUUGAAUUCAGGUGGUGAGGAACGCGUCGAAGUCAAUCAAAGACUUUUGAUCGACAAGAUUUUAGCUAGAUACUCUUCUGAGUUUGUAGUAUUCCGGGAGUUAAUGCAGAAUUCUGAUGAUGCGAGAUCAUCAAGUGUGCAAAUUAAAUUCGAAUCGGCAAAUCCAAGCAAGGAUAAAAAUAUUAUAAAGGAUAAAAUCACACGAAUUCUCUUCAAAAACAAUGGAUUCGCUUUUAGAGACGAGGAUUGGAAUCGAUUAAAGAGAAUUGCCGAAGGAAAUCCUGAUGAGCAAAAAAUCGGUGCUUUCGGUGUAGGCUUUUACUCAUUAUUCUCGGUCUGUGAAAACCCAUUCGUUACUUCCGGUAGACAAGGUAUGGCUUUCUAUUGGCGCGGUGACUAUUUAUUUGCCGGACAGGGACCAACCGAUGAAGUCCAGGAGUGGACGACAUUUUUAAUGGACAUGAGAGAACCUUUGGAGCUUCCAAACGUUGAGAAAUUCGCACGGUUUUUGGCUAAUUCGCUGGGGUUUACGGGGAAUCUCCGAGAAAUUUCGGUUUAUUUUAACGAUACAUUGAUGAUACAUCUGUCAAAGGAAAUACAAAAACCUAGGUUGAUGAGCACAACAGGGUUCGACGCAUUCUCUUUACGAAAAUUAUUUCAUCUUACUUCGGUAGAAGUUAGAAAUGUUCAACUAGUCGCUAAGAGAUUACUUGUUCCAACAAAUAUAAUUACUGAUUGUCAAACGAAAGAAACACCCAUUUUUCUUGGAAUCGUUAGCGGAAAUUUGGAUGUUAAACUCAGUGAAUCGUUUUCUGCAGAAAUGGAACGACUUACUAAAAAGAAACCGCCAAAUAAAACUUCUGUUCAAAUGAUAUUUACCGGUUUUGACGAUCUCGAUAAUAAUUUAUCUGGAGACCAUAUUUCUCGAGUAUUUAAAGAUUUAUUUCCACACCCAGAACAAGGAAGAAUAUAUAUAGGUUUUCCGACUCACCAGACCACAGGUUGCUGUUCACACUUUGCAGCCCGUGUGAUUCCUACCGUAGAAAGAGAGUCAAUUGACUUGGUGGACAAAACCUUGGGUAGAUAUAACAAAGAGCUGUUACGCAUCGCAGGAUUAUUGUGCAGAAUUGUAUAUGAGGAUGAGAUGAAUCAAAUCGCACGAAUUUAUAAUGAAAUGAUCGGUGCCAACAUUAAAAAUGAUGAUGAAAAUAUAAAAUGUGUUCGCGAAUGGCUUGAAAAACGAGCAGCACAUGCUUUGACACACUUUACGUUCAGGCAAAGUACGCCAAAUUCACGCGUUGGCAAAACAGCAGAGUUACAAUUUUUCAAUUGCUCAAAAAAAGAAUUGUCUAUAUUAUCAACGAAAGGUGUUCUUCCGUUAUCUAGCGUUCGCAUUCCUAAUCCAGAAAUGGAAGGAUUCAUAAAAGAAAUUCCGGUUAUUCCAAAUACUAUUCUUGAGCAAUGCAAUGAAUUUUUAGUUAAACUGGAAGAUAUUAUAAACGUGUUGUCCUUUCAAGAUGUUCUAUGUGAAUUGAAAAGUCGAACACUUUGUGAAGAUGAAUUGAUUAAACUUUCGAAAUGGUGGAUUUUUUAUAGGUCAAAUGGAAAUGAAGCCAGUCCAGAGGAAUUCGAACAGUUCAUGAAAUAUGCCACGGUAUGUGUUGGUGGUAAAAAUCGAGCGUUAAACACAUUUCGUUAUUUUUUGAAUCCAGGAAUAGUUCCUCCAGAUGUAUGCUUUUUAUUGGAAGUGUUUCCAUAUACCAUUUCUAAACAUUUGCAAAAGAAGGAUCUUGAAAAUUGGUUUGGAUGGUCAGAACUGUCAUUGGUUUACUGGGCAAGGUUUAUUGUUAACGAACUCGAUUUGGAGGUUAAUCCCGCAUUUGCCGAGAAAGUUCAUUAUAUUCUUGAAAGAAGUAUCAAAAAUAUUUCGCAAAAUGACAAGGACAUCAUUCGUCGGUUAUUUGCUAAAAAGAAAUGCAUUCCAACUAAGUUUGGAAUGAAGAUUCCUAGCGAGUCUUAUUUCCAAAAUGUUAAUCUAUUUCCCGACUUACCAACAAUCCAAUUUUUAAAACCUUCAAGCGUUCAGAAUAUAAUGCAACUCUUGGGCGUUCGAAAGGUCGUGGAAUUACAAAUCAUUUUUGAUCAUCUUGUUAAGCAAGGAAAUUGUGAUCACAUGCAACUUGUAAAAUAUCUUGCCUCGGAAUCGGAUAAUCUCGGAAAAGAUGAAAUCAUGAAAUUGAAGACCACCCCCAUCUGGCCUAAAGAAAAUUUGGCAGAAUUAAAACCUGAAUUUCAACGCUUUGUAAUUAGUGAUUUGUACGUACCUUCAUCUAUACAUCGCGAAUUGGGUUUACCUUUACUUGAUUGGAGAAAAAGAUGGAUCCGUAAUACAUUAGAAGGGAAAUUCUUAAUUGAUCUAGGCUUGCCGGAAUAUCCUGCACUUCAACAAAUUCUGGAAUUGGCAGCACCUCCAACCGAUCCUAACGUUCGUAGCAAGGCCCUUAAAUAUUUUAUUGAUAAUUUUAAUGAUAAAUAUUCUAAAGAUUACGAUGUGGAAAAUGUUAAUGUAGCAUUUUUACCCUGUAUGGAUCCAAGCAUUAACGCAAAGCCUUUAGAGUGUUUUAUCAAACCUGAAUGUUCAAUAAUGAAAUUCAAAGCAAUACGCCAAGAUUUACGGUUUCAGGUGGAACAAUUUGGUGUUCGUCAUUAUCCUAGCAAUGAAGAACUCAAAAAUUGGUUAAUCGAGAAUCCACCUCAAGAUGUGGAUAAUGCAAAAAAAAUCUUUGAAUAUUUGGCUUCACGACAGGGAGACUUUGAUUGGAAGGUUAUUUCUAAUCUCAAUUUUAUCCCAAUUCAAGAUAAACUUCAACCUGAUACAAUUAUUCGUGCAAAUCCUUGUAGUUGUUUCUUUGCCAAAGCACAAGAAGGAAGUCUGGAUGAUUACUUUACAUUAAUCGAUUUUGGACAAAAGGCCAAUAAAUUUCUCCAAAGUUGUGGCGUAAAGAACCAGCCACUACCAGUAGACUAUGCCAAAUUAUUAGUGAAAUCAUCAAGUGAAAUUUGGAAUUCGAUCAAUUCGAUCGGGGAUGCCAAAAAAUAUUUAAUGAUUUUAAAUAGGAUUGCCGCUGAAUAUGAUUAUAGUAUAAUAUACGAUCUAGGAUUAGUUGUGGAAAUGAAGAAAGCACCUAUUCUUGUAGCCGCACAGAUUGGCAAAUAUUGCUUGGCUUCAGCAGAAGACAUUUACAUAAAUGAUGACCCGGAGUAUCAGCAAAUUUUCAAACCAUUAUUCGCUCCAGAAGAUGAUAAAUUGAAAUAUUUUAAAUCAUUACGUGCAUCUGUUUCAGAAAAUAUAAAUCCAAUUGGUGGGGAACAAGAAACCGAGAAUUCCCGAAAGCUACAAGAAACGAUCAUGGAUAGAGCACAUUUGUUCUAUCAUGAGUGUCAAAAAAGUGAGAUAAGAAGAGAUGUGGAAUGGCUUAUGAAGCUAAAAGUCAGAGAAGUCCAACAAAUAAAAGCAACUUACACAUUGAAAUCAAAAAAAGAAACCAAAACCGAAAGUAAAUUCGUUACUGCUUGUAUCAAAGAGAAAAUGAAGCAAUCAUGGAUACUUUAUAUAACACCUAAUUCGGAAAUUAUCGAAAUUUCUGAACGUCUAGCCAGAAAUAUUUAUGAUGCAAACAAACGAAGGGAUGUCAUUUUUCUCAACAUGCUUUUAACCACAUCUUUAUCGAAAUUGGCAAAUAUGUUUCCAAUUGAUUGUAUACCCAACUUGCCUAACUUACGCACCGUCGAGAAUUAUGUGAUGAACAAUGACAUCCGACAAUCCACUUUAACUCCUGGAGAACUGCAAAAUACCUUGCAAUCAGCCAUUGAUGCUUGUCGCUCUAACUUGGGAGGGAUUAACAAUCAAGCUAUGGUCCAAAUUGUCAAAGAAAAUCAGCCGAGUUACUGCGACAUUAUUCCUGGUCAUUUAUUAUACUAUGUUGGAACUUCACAAGAGGUUAAAAUUUACGUUCCAAUAAAUGCUGUUACCUCAACAAAUCUAUUUCAAACACAUAGUGCUCAACUGAAUCGUUUUUUGAACGUAUUAAAACGACUUGCGGAAGUUUUUCAACUCGCAUCAGAAGUUAUUCAUAUAUUCUAUGACACUAAUUCAAGUUCGGUUGCGUUUAACAGUAAGGGAGCAUUGUUCUUCAAUCUAAAAUUUUUCCUAGAAUCACAUGAUGAUGAGUGUGAAAUUGGGAACACUGGUAAUGCCAUGACUUACUGGUUUUUGACAUUUUGUCAUGAAUUGGCACACAAUAUUAUUUUUGUUCAUAAUUCUAUACAUGAA